AUGUACUUCUUGGACGUGUUUCUCGUUUCUUUCGUCUUGACUGUGCUUCCGAGGCCGAUCGUGACCGCGAGACAGAGAAUCGCCGAUCAAAUCGGAGAAUGGGGAUUUGCAUUCUUCAAAGGGAUUUGUACCGUAGCUAUCUUCACUCUGUUUCACUGGUUAGGUGAAAAGCUGCUUGCUGAUAAAGAUAUCUUCGUAGCACUCUCGUGUAUCUUCUUCUUUGUACAUCUCCGAGUAAUUCAUGAGAUUACCGAUGACUUCGGGAUCGCACAAGGGUUUCUAAUCGCCGGUUACACAGUUCUCAUCGCCGAGUCCCCAAACCUCCCUCACAUUAUAGGGUUUAGUGCUGCUUUUACCGUCCUCUUAGCCAUUGUGAAUACUCCCCAGCCACCGUAUCAACCACCGUACCAAGAAAUUGAGAUGGAUGAGGCCGAGCAACCACCGAAUUCUGACGAUGAAUAUGACGACGCUCCAGAGCAACUUGCAAAUCCGCCGGAGGAUCUUGAAGUCGGACACGAAGGGCCGGUGAUUCCGGCAAUGGCGAUUCCACUGCAAGCCAAAGGAAAGUGGGCCGAAGCCCAAAAUUCGAAGUGGAAGUUUGCCCAUACUACUGAAACAAGAUGUAAACUGAUUUAG
Molecule: messenger RNA, 636 nt
Organism: Arabis nemorensis
Lineage: Eukaryota; Viridiplantae; Streptophyta; Magnoliopsida; Brassicales; Brassicaceae
Source: the annotation of a GenBank genome assembly